AUGUCAGCCCCCGUCACCUCACUUUGGUGGCCCGAGGAUCGGGUGAAAGCGACCCUCUGCCCGGAAUACGUCUUCGGCCAGCUCCCUUCGAAUGUCCUGCACCGUCUAGUGGCCCCGCUGCCUUGGGGAGAGGGCCUGACGAGCGAAUCUUAUCUCGACUGGAUCAUCGCCAAGGCCGGCAGGCUCUUUCUCAUUCUUGUCGACAUCGACAUACCCGAUCGAAUCUUCGCGUUAAUAGACGAGUCUCUGGAUGACUCGGAUUUACCGUUCUCGGCCCCCAGUGUCAAGCGUCUGCCUCUCUUUGCCGACGGCCCGAACCCCGACCUCGAACACAGGUUCUUCCUGGCGCAAUGGCGGUUCAUUGUACGCGGAAUUGCAGCAGGCGACCAUGUGAAGUACACUCAAAACGAAGGCGUUCCUGUGGAACUCCUCCGCACGGGAACAUCGUUGGUAAGAGAGGGCGUUGAAAAGGUGGUUCUAGCCGGCGCGGCGUGCCGUAUACUCCUGCGAACGCAAGUCACUGUCGGCGGAGCACCGCACUUCUUUGAGGAGGAUGAGGUACUGGAGGAGAUCCGUUCCUUGAGGAGGCUGGCCCAUGACCACGUUUAUUCGAUCUACGCAUCCUACUUUGUGGAUAACACGGUCUGCAUUCUGUUCUCCGGAGUAUACGAACGCACCUUGAUGUCUUUCCUCACUGACGUGCCUCAACCAUUCAAACGGCUUCCGAAAAACAAGCGGCGGGAGAUAUUGGUCAAUUGGCCGCAUUGCUUGGCUGAUGGGUUGUCUUGGCUGCAUGCACAUAGCCAUGCACAUAGCGUCAUCCGUCCGUCGAACAUACUGGUCGAUGCUGAAUUCCGAGUCUAUCUAGGUCAAUUCGAGGCACUCGAUACCUUGCUGUCGCCGGCCAAGAUGGAUGACGUCGAGUCGUAUCAGUAUGGCUCCCCAGAGCGCUGGGUGCGCUCGGUCAGUGUCCAGAACACUGACAUAACGAGACCAUCGGUUAGUCUUCCAUCAGGGAGCCGUUCGGCGCGGAAGCAGUCGGCCUCGUCAACUGCACGCCCGUCCUUCCUGAGCUUGUCUCGACUCCGAAGCUCUCUGCCGUCCGAUCACGAGACAGACAGUCCACGUGCAGAAUCGGUCACCUCGCAAGGUACUGCCAUACGAAUUGGCCUGCAAGGGUCCUCUUCGUCGCGAGUCUCCUUCACCCAAUCGUCCUCUUCCGGAUCCAGUACUGGAAGUGUCCGCAAACGCGCCAUCGGAUCCAUCAAACGGCCCAUGUUCUAUACACCUUCCAUCACCUCUUCCAACUCCUCGGGAUCUUCUUCCGCCUCUUCUGCUAUAUAUCACCCAAUCGGUUAUCCUAUCAUAGGCACGAAUGCUGCAAUAGUCCAGACCUGGCAGACGCGCCAAACGGACCCGGAAGCCUCCGACAUCUUCUCCCUCGGGGCUGUGAUACUAGAUAUCUUUACCAUUCUCUGCAAACGCAAGCUCUCCGCCUUUGCUCAUCACCGGGGAGCCAAGAAUCGGACUGCCGGCCGUGGGGGCGGCGUCGCCGAUUGCUCCUUUCACCUGGACCGGAACGCCGGCCAGGUCUGCUCAUGGAUCACACUCCUGGACAACGACGCCAAGAAACACAAAGACUCCAUCUUCCAGGCCGUUCGGCCAAUGCUCGAUGUUGUUCGAGUGAUGCUGAGCAGAGACCCAGCCGAGCGUCCCUCCGCGUUCCAGGUCGAGCAGCUAUUCGCGCGCGCGAUCCAGAAGUUGGACGCCGCCGCC
Aspergillus japonicus CBS 114.51 is the source of this 1776-nucleotide messenger RNA. RefSeq names its product protein kinase domain-containing protein. Gene Ontology annotation, biological process: protein phosphorylation. Gene Ontology annotation, cellular component: cytoplasm. The record is from RefSeq and is a predicted model, not a curated record. Gene Ontology annotation, molecular function: protein serine/threonine kinase activity; ATP binding. Lineage: Eukaryota; Fungi; Ascomycota; Eurotiomycetes; Eurotiales; Aspergillaceae. The annotation marks the transcript as partial. The transcript has a single exon.